GAAUUGGUGUAUAUUAUAAAUUUUGUAUCUGGCUGUUAACACAGCAUUAUUAUGGAACGAUCUAUAGGUUCCAAGGUUCUGGUGUUUGCUGUUCUAUUCGUAUUAAUUGCAGCGGCAUAUGCAGAACAGAAAUACGACCCCUGCUGUUCGUUACCGUGUGAGAACAAUGGUAUUUGUUAUACGAAGGGAUUUGAUGAUUAUGAAUGCGACUGCACGAGAACAGGACAUUAUGGAAAAAACUGUGAAAUAGCCCCGUUUUCGACAUGGCUGAAGAAAUUUAUUAAGCCCACACCAGCUACAAUCCAAUAUAUUGUUACACAUUAUGAGACGUUCUGGAAGAUUGUCAACUCCAUACCAUGGCUUCAGAAAACCUUCAUGGCAGCUGUUUUAAAACUUCGCAUCGGUUUAGUUGAAGAGCCUUCAGCUUACAUUGCAAAUGAUGAUUAUACAACGUGGGAUACUUACGUUAACAGAUCUGUCUACGCAAGAACUUUACCGCCAGUACCAAGAAAUUGUCCUACGCCGAUGGGCGUAGCAGGAAAAAAGGAACUACCACCAGCUGAACUGGUCGCUGAAAAAUUAUUUACAAGAAAAAAAUUCCGACCUUGUCCACAAAGAUCGAGUGUUGUUUUUCCGUUGUUUGCACAGCAUCUAAAUCAUCAAUAUUUUAAAACUGAUUUUCGUAAAGGAUAUCCCUUCUAUUGGGGAAGUCAUUAUGCUGAUUUGUCUAAUGUUUACGGCCACACUAUUAAACGCCAGCACGCACUUCGUUCCUUUGUUGAUGGAAAAAUGAAAACAUCGAUAAUCAACGGCGAAGUUUAUCCACCACUCGAAGCAGAUGCUGUUGGAGCAGAAAUGGUUGGUGCUGCUGCAAUUCCAGAAAAAUACAGAGUGUCUGUGGGUCAUCCUUACUUUGGAGCUUUACCAUUUUUUAUGAUUUGGGCUACUGUAUACCUCAGAGAGCACAACCGUGUGUGUGAUAUUCUGAAGGUAGAACAUCCAGAAUGGGACGAUGAACAACUCUUUCAAACGGCGAGACUUGUAAUAACAGGUGAAACAAUAAAAAUUGUCGUCGAAGAAUACGUUCAACAUCUUAGCGGUUUCCAUUUCAAACUUAUAUACGACCCAGAGAUAGUUAUGGGACAAUUAUCAUAUCACAAUCAGAUUCACCAAGAAUUCCAUGCCAUUUAUCAUUGGCAUCCAAUGAUUCCGGAUUAUUUAGAAGUACGAGGUAAACAUUACAAAAUCAGAGAAUUGUUAUUCAAUCCAAAGCCUUUCGUCGAAGCUGGCUUAGGCAACUUAUUGUCAGAUUUACACAAGCAAUUUAGCGGUCGGUGGGCAGGAGGACAAAAUCAUGGUUCCGGUACCCUGGUUGUUGGAGUCCAAACUAUUAUGCAAGGAAGGGUAAUGAGACUCCAGUCGUUUAAUAAAUACAGAAAAAGGUUUAAUUUGCCUCCAUACAAAAGCUUCGAGGAGUUUACAGGCGAAAAGGAGAUGGCCGCGGAGCUUGAAGAAUUGUAUGGUGAUAUUGAUGCUUUGGAAUUUUACGUUGGGCUUGUGCUUGAAAAAAGAAGAGACCGUCAGCUAUUUGGAGAAACUUUGGCCACAAUGGGUGCCCCUUAUUCUUUGAAAGGUCUGUACGGAAGUCCACUCGCUUCUCCAGGUUGGUGGAAACCCAGUACAUUUGGCGGAGAAGUUGGAUUUAACAUUGUGAAGGAAGCAUCGUUACAGAAAAUGGUGUGUGAUAACGUAGAAGGUUGUCCAACCGUUGGAUUUACCGUCCCAGAUGACGUAGAAUACAAAGAAGACGAGUUCAAUACUGUGCCUGUACCUGACGAUGACACCGCUGACAUCAUGGUGAAAUUGUCACAUCAAGCCAAAAAAGCAUAUCAAUCAACACAACAACAGACUUGUGAUAAAUCGAAAAAUGAUUGUGGCAAAAUUUGAAUUUGAACAUUUUUGACAUGCAAUUUAUUAUUGAUGUAGUAACGUCCACGCUUAUUUUGCUUCAAGUACUUAAUCUACCUUUCAGCGUGGGUUUCUAAGAAUAUUUUUGCAUACUGCAUACAAAGCAAUAAAUCUAAGAUUUCAUAUUGAUAAA
Molecule: messenger RNA, 2101 nt
Organism: Styela clava
Lineage: Eukaryota; Metazoa; Chordata; Ascidiacea; Stolidobranchia; Styelidae
Product: prostaglandin G/H synthase 2-like
Biological process (GO): response to oxidative stress; cyclooxygenase pathway
Cellular component (GO): cytoplasm; neuron projection
Molecular function (GO): peroxidase activity; oxidoreductase activity, acting on single donors with incorporation of molecular oxygen, incorporation of two atoms of oxygen; heme binding
Source: RefSeq, a predicted model, not a curated record